AAAGAUGGUGGAUCGUUUGGCAAACAGUGAAGCAAAUACCAGACGCAUAAGUAUAGUUGAAAAUUGCUUUGGAGCAGCUGGUCAACCCCUCACUAUACCUGGGCGGGUGCUAAUUGGAGAAGGAGUAUUGACUAAGUUGUGCAGAAAGAAGCCUAAGGCAAGGCAGUUUUUCCUAUUUAAUGAUAUUCUUGUAUAUGGCAACAUUGUCAUCCAAAAGAAAAAGUACAACAAACAACAUAUAAUCCCCUUAGAGAAUGUCACCAUUGAUUCCAUCAAAGAUGAAGGAGAAUUAAGGAAUGGGUGGCUUAUCAAGACACCAACUAAAUCAUUCGCAGUGUAUGCUGCCACCGCCACCGAGAAGUCAGAAUGGAUGAAUCACAUAAAUAAAUGUGUUACUGAUUUACUCUCCAAAAGUGGGAAGACACCCAGUAAUGAGCAUGCUGCUGUGUGGGUUCCUGACUCUGAAGCCACUGUGUGUAUGCGCUGUCAGAAAGCAAAAUUUACACCUGUUAAUCGUCGUCACCAUUGCCGAAAAUGUGGUUUUGUUGUUUGUGGGCCCUGCUCUGAAAAGAGAUUUCUUCUUCCAAGCCAGUCUUCUAAGCCCGUGCGGAUUUGUGACUUCUGCUAUGACCUGCUUUCCACCGGGGACAUGGCCACGUGCCAGCCCACUAGAUCAGACUCUUACAGUCAGUCACUGAAGUCUCCUUUAAACGAUGUAUCUGAUGAUGAUGAUGACGACGAUGAUGACAGCAGCGACUAAGAACACGUUUUGAAAUAUUUAAUUGGGCUUGACUAUUUGAGAAAUCAGCUGUGGCGGAAAUGUCAAAUUCUUUGCUCUCAGUUACUCUACCCGCGAAUUUGCCUGAGAAACUUUGAACCUAUGUGCCUCUAUCUCUGAUAGAAACUAGGCCCCUUGCCUUCUGCUCCUUCCUGGGCUCCAACAGAGAUACAUUGUUGUUGGGAUAAUGUUUUGGUUUCUUGUUUAUUUCUAGAUUAUUUUCUUGUAAAUUGGGGAGAGAUGUUUAUUUAACAGAUCUUGUACAUUUUUUCCCUGUUAAGUGGAAAAAAUAUAAGCACAGAAUGGGAACAAGAGUAUAAUGUAACUAGUUAAUAGUAGCAUAUUUCUGCCAUUCUGUGUAAUGGUUAAGACACCAGUGACUAUGGUUUGGAAAUACCAAGUGGUGCCUUAUUGUAAUGACACUGUUACAUGAAACAAGCCCAGACCCUCUCAGUUUUUGGUUGGUUUAAAGACAUCGGUGCUCUUGGUGAUAAAAUGAAUCUUUAUUAAUGAGUGUAAUUCAAAGAACUAAAUUUAGAGGUGUCUUCAUUCUGUAUGAAUACAUACUUUUCCUAAAAUAGUUCUGGUUAUAUUUUUAUAUCUUACAGGCACCAGAUCACAGUGGUCACAUACAUGUUUAAAUUAAUAGGUUGCCAUUUUGAAGAGUUUGGUUUGACAUUUAUCACUAGUUUAGAAAUGGCAUAUUGCAUUAGCUUUGACUUUCAGUAAGACUUUUUUUUUAGAUGCAGAUUCAUCUGCUUUCACAUUAUUUUAGAAUGAAAAAGUCUUCUUAUAAAACCUUUGGAAAUAAGAGUCUUUAUAAAAAAAAAAAAUCCCACA
Molecule: messenger RNA, 1618 nt
Organism: Jaculus jaculus (lesser Egyptian jerboa)
Lineage: Eukaryota; Metazoa; Chordata; Mammalia; Rodentia; Dipodidae
Product: pleckstrin homology domain-containing family F member 2
Exons: 1
Coding region: 5-760 (251 amino acids)
Molecular function (GO): metal ion binding; phosphatidylinositol binding
Source: RefSeq, a predicted model, not a curated record